AUGCUCUCCCCCCUCCAGAGAAAUUCCAAUCCCCUGAAGUUUUCGAUCAGACUGGUGUGGCAGGUGGAAGCAGUUGUGCGAGUCAGGAACCAGCUGUCUCCGAGUACGCCCGUGUGGCUAACCGAAACCAGCUCGGCCUGGGGGGGAGGCGCCCCCGGCCUCAGCAACGCCUUCGCCGGGGGGUUCCUGUGGCUGGACAAGCUCGGGGUGGCGGCGCGCGGCGGGAUCAGCCUCGUCGCCCGCCAGACCCUCUAUGACGGGUGUUACGCUCUGCUUGAUCAGGAUCUGAACCCUUAUCCUGAUUAUUGGUUAUCAGUCUUGUACAAGAGGAUCGUCGGCGGUCGGGUCCUUAAGCUGACUCUCCGCGAUGCCCCCAAAACAGUUCGUCUUUAUGCCCACUGUUACAACGAGGAGGCGGAGGACCACAUACCAGGCGCUGUUGUUGUUUACGGGGAGAACCUCGGCACGUUUUCUGUGGCCGUCGCUCUGCAGGGGAGACUCAGCGCGUCGCCUGUUCUGCGGUAUCUUCUCGAGGCGCCGAGAGGAGAGCUUAGGUCGAGAGUCGUCAUGCUGAAUGGCCAGCGACUUCGUAUGACGUCAUCGAACGAAUUACCCACAAUGCACCCGCGCGCAGUCUCAGGAGGGGAGUUUGGUCUUGCCGCCCACUUCCCUCGGGUUCUGGGUGCUGCCUCACGCCCGUCUGCCUGCUUGCCUUUGAGCGGUUUCGGGGAGCUGGAUUACAGAUGAGAUUAUUAAAGAGAAAAAAAAGAAGAAAAUGUGGUGUUGAUGGGGAGCUGGAUUACAGAUGAGAUU
Messenger RNA from Penaeus monodon (black tiger shrimp), 813 nucleotides. Its product is annotated as heparanase-like. Gene Ontology annotation, cellular component: extracellular matrix. Bases 1 to 747 code for a protein of 248 amino acids. NCBI's taxonomy places the organism in Eukaryota, Metazoa, Arthropoda, Malacostraca, Decapoda, Penaeidae. The record is from RefSeq and is a predicted model, not a curated record. The transcript is spliced from 6 exons.